This is a messenger RNA of Danaus chrysippus (African queen), 531 nucleotides long. NCBI's taxonomy places the organism in Eukaryota, Metazoa, Arthropoda, Insecta, Lepidoptera, Nymphalidae. The record is from the annotation of a GenBank genome assembly.
AUGGCAUCUGAUACUUUUCUUUACUUUGCCUAUGGAAGCAAUUUACUGAAAAAGAGAAUACACAUAAAUAAUCCGACAGCAGUAUUUAUUGGUAUUGGAAAGCUUAACGAACACCAGUUGGAUUUUAUAAAAUAUUCUGAAAAUUGGCGUGGAUCGUCAGCAACUAUUAUUCCAACUCAAGAUCAUUAUAUCUGGGGUGCCAUUUGGAGAUUACACAAUAAUGAUAUGAAAUCAUUAGACCGGCAAGAAGGUGUUGACACAAACUGGUAUUUUCCUAAAAGUGUUGAAGUUGUUACACCGGAGGGUGAGAAAUUAAAAUGUCGAACUUACCAACAAACAAUCAACCCCCCUCUUAGAGCCCCAGGAGAAGAAUUACCCAUAGAAAGGAGACCUUCUAGUACUUACAUGGAUUGUAUAAUAAAGGGAGCUGUUGAAUGUAAUUUGCCAGAAGAUUAUAUUGUAAAACUGAAGAAAAUUCCUCAUAAUGGACAAAAAGCCAGUCAAAAAAUGAUUGACCAGUUAAACUUGUAA